AUGGUGACGAGCGGCGGCAGGGCCAAGGUAGCCAUGGCGGCUCGGUCCAUCUUAUCCGCCGCGGCUGUGAAUAUAUUCCUCCUGUUGGUUCUCCCUCGAGUCUCACACGCCCAGAUCUUCUCCUUUCCAUUCCUGCAGCCGGAGUCGUGCGACCACAACCAGUACUUUGAUAUCUCCGCGCUGUCCUGUGUGCCGUGUGGAGCCAACCAGAGGCAGGAUGCCCGAGGAACUUCAUGUGUGUGUUUACCAGGAUUUCAGAUGAUCUCUAAUAAUGAAGGACCUGAUAUUACUUGUAAAAAGUGCCCGGAAAACAUGAAAGGUGUUACUAAAGAUGGCUGGAAUUGCAUUUCUUGCCCUGGUGGUUUAACUGCAGAAGGAAAAUGCCACUGUCCUACAGGCCAUAUUUUAGUGGAAAGAGAUGUUAACGGAACAUUGUUGUCUCAAGCAACUUGUAAGCUCUGUGAUGAAAAUGAAAACUCUUUUACAGUAGCAAAUGCUUUAGGAAACAGAUGUGUCCGAUGUGAGCCAACAUUCAUCAAUACCAACAGGUCCUGUGUGUGUUCAGAGCCGAACAUUAUAACAGGGGGAUUAUGUUUCAGCAACACACUGAAUUUUCCUUCACGUGUAAUUUCAUCUGCCCGUUAUGGAGAACUUGGUAUGUCUUUCACUUCAGAAUGGUUUGCAAAGUAUUUGCAGUCAUCAGCAGCUGCUUGUUGGGUGUAUGCCAAUCUAACAUCUUGCCAAGCUCUCGGAAAUAUGUGUGUGAUGAACAUGAAUUCUUAUGACUCUGUCACUUUUGAUGCAUGCCGACUGUUUCAGUUUAUCUUUGAAAAUACUGCUGGACUGCGCACUGUUCAUUCUAUUUCAUUUUGGAGACAGAAUCUUCCAUGGCUGUUCUAUGGAGACCAGCUAGGAUUAGCACCUCAAGUACUCAGCACCACACCUCUUCCUACAAAUUUCAGUUUUAAAGGAGAAAGCCAGAAUAGAAAACUGAAAUUUAUUGCUGCCUCCUAUGAUGUAAGAGGAAAUUUUCUGAAGUGGCAGACUUUAGAAGGAGGUGUUUUACAGCUUUGUCCAGACACAGAAACAAGACUGAAUGCUGCUUAUUCUUUUGGAACAACCUAUCAACAAAAUUGUGAGAUUCCUAUCUCUAAGAUCUUAACCGACUUUCCCUCUCCUAUAUUUUAUGAUGUGUACCUUGAAUAUACUGAUGAAAAUCAACACCAAUAUGUUUGGGCUGUGCCUGUGUUAAACCUAAAUCUUCAACACAAUAAAAUAUUUGUAAACCAAGACAGUAGCUCUGGCAAGUGGCUUCUGACUCGGCGCAUUUUCUUAGUGGAUGCACUAAGUGGACAAGAAAACGACCUAGGAAGUCAGCCAAAAUUAAUUAGAAUUGCUACCCAAAUAUCACUGAGCAUCUAUCUUGUACCCGGUACAAAAAAUGGAAACAUUUACCCUCCCUUAAUUACCAUUGCCUACAGUGACAUUGAUAUCAAAGAUCCCAACAGCCAGUCUGUGAAGAUUGCUUUGGGUGUUUUGGGUGGGCUGGCUGUAUUAUCAUCUCUUCUGAAGACAGCAGGAUGGAAGAGGCGCAUUGGGAGUCCCAUGAUUGAUUUACAGACAGUUAUGAAAUUCUUGGUGUACUAUGCUGGUGAUCUGGCCAAUGUUUUCUUUGUCAUCACUGUGGGAACAGGUCUUUAUUGGCUUAUUUUCUUCAAAGCACAGAAAUCUAUCUCUGUUCUGCUGCCAGUGCCAGCUCAGGAAGAACGUCUUGUUACUUAUGUGGGAUGUGCUUUUGCUCUGAAGGCUCUGCAAUUUUUGCAUAAGCUUAUGUCCCAGAUUACCAUAGAUAUAUUCUUUAUUGAUUGGGAGCGACCUAAAGGGAAGGUUCUGAAAGCUGUUGAAGGUGAGGGCGGUGUUCGCAGUGCCACGGUUCCUGUGAGCAUAUGGAGAACGUAUUUUGUAGCCAAUGAAUGGAAUGAAAUUCAAACUGUGAGAAAAAUUAAUCCACUCUUCCAAAUACUUGCUGUCCUCUUUUUUUUGGAGGUUAUAGGAUUCAAGAACUUAGCAUUAAUGGACUCAUCCUCUAGUCUUUCCAGAAGCCCUCCUAGCUAUAUAGCUCCUUAUAGCCGCAUUUUAAGAUAUGCAGUGGCUACUGCUCUUUGGCUAGUCAUUGGAAUUUUACAGAUCAUGUUCUUUGCUGUCUUUUAUGAGAGAUUUAUAGAAGAUAAAAUUCGACAAUUUGUGGAUUUAUGCUCUAUGAGCAAUAUAUCCGUCUUUCUGUUAUCCCACAAAUGUUUUGGAUAUUACAUUCAUGGUAGAUCGGUACAUGGGCAUGCAGAUACUAAUAUGGAAGAAAUGAAUAUGAAUCUUAAAAGAGAAGCGGAAAACUUGUGUAGCCAGAGAGGUUUGGUACCAAACACAGACGGUCAGACUUUCCAGAUUGCAAUUUCCAGCCAGAUGAGACAACACUAUGACAGAAUUCAUGAGACACUGACAAGGAAAAAUGGCCCUGCCAGACUAUUGAGUUCAUCAGCAAGUACAUUUGAGCAGAGUAUAAAAGCAUAUCAUACUAUGAAUAAAUUUCUUGGCUCUUUCAUCGAUCAUGUUCAUAAGGAAAUGGACUACUUUAUAAAAGAUAAAUUGCUUCUUGAAAGAAUUCUUGGAAUGGAAUUCAUGGAACCAAUGGAAAAAAGCAUCUUUUACAAUGAUGAAGGAUAUUCUUUCAGCAGUGUCCUGUAUUAUGGAAAUGAAGCCACUCUUCUUAUUUUUGAUAUGCUGUUCUUCUGUGUUGUGGAUUUGGCUUGCCAAAAUUUUGUUCUAGCAGCCAUCCUUACAUACCUACAACAAGAGAUUUUUAGAUUUAUACGUAAUACAGUAGGACAGAAGAAUUUGGCAUCCAAAACAUUGGUGGAUCAAAGAUUUCUGAUUUAAUUUUUUAAAAGACAAUAUAGUUGUGGCAAAAAGAGUCAUGAUCAUCAGGUCAGUUUGCCAACGUUUUUAAAACUUUUAAUACAAAUUAUUCUAUUUUUAUUUGUUUUCUAAUCUAAAGAAAUAUUUAUUUUUAUAACUUGUGGAUACAUAACUUCUUUGUGAAUAUAUAAUGUGAUAUAAUGAAAAAUAUUGUUUUCCCAUUUGUGGUGGUAUUUAAUUCACCAACUCAUAAAUUAGAUAAACUGAUAACAGGGCAAAAGAAAUCUAAAUGUCGUAGGGGCACCUGGGUGGUUCAGUCAGCUAAGUGCCUACUUUGGCUCAGGUCAUGAUCUCCCUGCAUU
Messenger RNA from Hyaena hyaena (striped hyena), 3275 nucleotides. It is a transcript of the gene TMEM67, whose product is annotated as transmembrane protein 67. Lineage: Eukaryota; Metazoa; Chordata; Mammalia; Carnivora; Hyaenidae. The coding region runs from base 1 to 2934 and encodes 977 amino acids. The transcript has 27 exons. Gene Ontology annotation, cellular component: ciliary transition zone; MKS complex. The record is from RefSeq and is a predicted model, not a curated record. Gene Ontology annotation, biological process: cilium assembly.